Messenger RNA from Menidia menidia (Atlantic silverside), 369 nucleotides. The record is from the annotation of a GenBank genome assembly. NCBI's taxonomy places the organism in Eukaryota, Metazoa, Chordata, Actinopteri, Atheriniformes, Atherinopsidae.
AUGCUUCUGACAGAAGAAGAAACCAACAAAAAACCAACAGAAACUAACAGAAACCAUCAGAAACCAACAGAAACUAACAAAAACCAACAGAAACCAACAGAAAAACCAACAGAAACCAACAAAAACCAACAGAAACUAACAGAAACCAACAGAAACCAACAUAAACUAACAGAAACUAACAGAAACCAACAGAAACUAACAGAAACCAACAGAAACCAACAGAAACCAACGGAAACCAACGGAAACCAACAGAAACCAACAGAAACCAACAGAAACCAACAGAAACCAACAAAAAACAGACAUAAACUAACAAAAACUAACAGAAACCAACAGAAACUAACAGAACCAACAGAAACUAACAGAAACUAA